Molecule: messenger RNA, 2085 nt
Organism: Cutaneotrichosporon oleaginosum
Lineage: Eukaryota; Fungi; Basidiomycota; Tremellomycetes; Trichosporonales; Trichosporonaceae
Source: RefSeq, a predicted model, not a curated record
AUGACUCACCCCCAGCCACAGCAGGCGCCGCCUCCGCGUAUGCGCCCACAUCCCCCUCCUCCUACCUUACGGCCUACCAGCACGCUUUCCUCCUGCCACCCCGAGUCCAAGCUUGACGGUAAGGAACCUCGCAAGCCCCGCGGUCGCCGCCGGGGCCGUCGUGCUGGCAUCGGAAACAAGCCCAAGCGUCCCCUGGUCGAAACGCCACCUUCCUCGGGCACCAAGUCCUCCAAAGACACGCCGCACUGUGACAACCUCGGUACAUCGCGUUCGUCAUCGCCAUCGUUGCACGCGCCUGAUGAAUUCUCGUCUCUCCCGAACAGCCGCGACAUUCCUCGCACACGUCACGAGGCGGUGUUUGUUCACCUCGAGCGCCUCGAGCACCUUGAAGGCCUACGGGCCGCCAAGGCCAUAACCUCUCCUGAAGUCCCACUUCUCACACCUCCGCAAACUGCGGCUACUUGCAAUGGUAUGAACGCCCACUUUGCAUCCCCUGGAUCUAACGCAGAAGCCAGCUGGCCGUCUGCCUCUCGUUCCAACGAGUGGCCCACUACUCCGACGCUCUCGCCAUCUUUUGGUCGUCCCUCGCGUCGCCCUGCAUACAUUGGAUCACACCUGCCAAUCCCCACGGUCAACCUCCCCGAGACCAAGCCUUUUUCCCUCGCAAAGCCUGAUUUCGGUGAGAUCGAGCGCAGUCUUCCGGAGGCAUACAACACCGACUACCCCCACCCCUUGACUGUCUACGCCUCUCCUGGUGUCAAUCCCGCCACCGUCGUCGCUUCGGGCUAUGCUCCCUUUCUUCGGGAGCUUCUGGAGACCAACCCCCGCGCUGCCAUGGGAGGCAUCCUCGCGGACUGUGGCAACGAGCACAUGACGGCCCCUGCUCUCCUUCUCACUCAAGGCGGCAAGGAUGGCUGCGGAAUUCCAGAACAGCUGUGGCUUCAGCUAUCGAGCUGUGCUGGCGUCAAAGUCCCCAUCGGCGCGGUGCUGCCGGCAGUCAUGGCUGGGCGUGGUGUCAGCCCCCGUUUUCUCCAGGUGACGAGCUCCGACUCGUCCCCUUGCACAGACCACUGCGAUAUUAUUCCGCCCCCCUCACGCGGCGUGGGCACCACCUCCGACAACCUCGAGUCGCCACUGUACUCCAUUUUCGCAAAGGCUCAGCGUAUCGCCCUUUCGCGCCCGCAGACAGAGAACCCAUUUACUCCCGAGGAGCGCGAGACAAGCAAGAUAUCCGAGGUCCUUGCUAAACGUCGAGACUCUUUGCCAGACCUCCGUGAGGGGGCCAAGCGGAAAAUUGAUGUGUUUUCCGCCGCGGUCGACGAACAUUAUCAGCUCUACCCGCUUGUCAGUCCGCGGCGCCUUGAACAGUGCAUGGCAGAUUCGGGCCAAUCGGGCCAACCUUGUGCGAACUCUCGCCCCGUGUCUGCAAACCUCUCCGCUUCUUCCGCGCCCGGUGCCACCCACACUCGAACUCAGCUUCCCGAGUCACCUACCAAGGCCAGCCGCUUCCAGCUUUCGCAGUAUCGCCGCUUCUCGCUUGGUUUCGAUACUUUGUCCACUGUGGCAGAGUUGGACGACGACGCGCAUGGGUCUCCCCUCCUUGAGAACCGACCCAUCGAGCCCAUCGGAGCGGAGCGCCACUCCCGUGGCCAGCUCCCCAACAAGCCCGUCUUUCAGCACCGGUCCUCUCGUAUUGUGGGAGAUAGCCACAAGCCCAACCCUUGCACCCCUGACCGUAAUGGCUCGAUUGGCAGAGCGAGUUCUCUGGUCUCCCCGGCAGAGAGCGUUUUUCCCGCGACACCGCUCAGUACAGGCGAUGUCUUCGGCGACCUGCUUUACACCUCCAGCGGUAUUUCAGGUGGCACAUGCUACUCGUCUCGGGCAUCCUCCUCAGAUGACGAGUUCACGCUCUCAGCCAAGCUGCACCCAAAGUAUCUCAUUCGCGCCCAGCGUGUCAUUCACGGGUCGCCGCCUGUGUCUCGUGUCAGCUCUCCCACGGAGUCCAAGGCCAGCCGCGCGAGGCUCGACCCCCCUGUCCUCUCUACCACUCUUGACUUCUCCACCGGCAAGUCCAUCUGGGUGUAG